This is a messenger RNA of Ogataea angusta, 1083 nucleotides long. RefSeq lists its product as uncharacterized. The coding region runs from base 1 to 1083 and encodes 360 amino acids. The record is from RefSeq and is a predicted model, not a curated record. The transcript has a single exon. NCBI's taxonomy places the organism in Eukaryota, Fungi, Ascomycota, Pichiomycetes, Pichiales, Pichiaceae.
AUGCCACCUAAGUUCAACUCGUUCAAGUGGGACACGAUUCCGCAAGAACUCUACACUCGGUUGGGAAAGUCCGGUCUCCAAAUCUCCAGAAUCGUCCUGGGAUGUAUGUCCUACGGCCGCAAGUCGUGGUUCGACUAUGUGCUGGAAGACGAGGACGAGGUGUUUGAGAUCAUGAAGAAAGCUUACGACAGCGGAAUUCGCACCUUUGACACCUCCUGCAACUACUCCAACGGCUACUCUGAGAUUCUUGUUGGAAAAUUCCUCAAGAAAUACAACAUCGACAGACGCACGGUCGUUAUCUUGAGCAAGUGUUUCUUCCCUCCUAACGAGUCCGAUCCAGACACAAACAUCCUCAUCCCCGGAACGGCCGAGGGUUCGGAGUACAUCAAUCGAAUCGGGCUUUCCAGAACCAAUAUUCUGGACUCUGUGGAUAAAAGUAUCGAGAGACUCGGCACCCACAUCGACCUGCUACAGGUGCAUCGGUUCGACGUGAACACCCCGAUCGAGGAGACAAUGGAGGCUUUGCACGAUGUCGUCAAGUCUGGCAAAGCAAAGUACAUCGGAGCCUCUAUGAUGAGAACGUACCAGUUUGUUGAGAUGCAGAACGUUGCCGAAAAGCACGGCUGGACCAAGUUUAUCUCCAUGCAGAGCUACUACUCCCUGUUCUACAGAGAGGAGGAAGACGAGAUGAUCGCGUACUGCAAGAAAACAGGAGUUGGCCUUAUUCCGUUCUCGACGCUCGCCGCAGGCGUGUUGGCCAGACCGUACGAUAAGAUGUUUAACACUACGACUCGAUCCAGCGCGGCAUUUUCGGCUAGGAUGUUCAGAUUGAACGAAGUCACCGACAAGGACAAGCUGCUGCUUUCCCGAGUCGAGGAGCUGGCUAACAAACACGGGGUGAAAAUGGCCACUGUGGCCAUAGCCUGGUGUCUGGCCAAGGAUCACAAUCCUAUUCUGGGGCUCAACAAGGUCGAGAGAGUCGACGACGCAUUAGCCGCUCUCAAGCUGAAACUGACCGAUGACGAGAUCGCGUACCUUGAGGAGCCCGACGUUUCCCGGAAGCUACCUAACUUGUACCGCUAA